This is a messenger RNA of Fomitiporia mediterranea MF3/22, 1631 nucleotides long. RefSeq names its product ras protein. Lineage: Eukaryota; Fungi; Basidiomycota; Agaricomycetes; Hymenochaetales; Hymenochaetaceae. Gene Ontology annotation, molecular function: GTP binding; GTPase activity; GDP binding. Gene Ontology annotation, cellular component: plasma membrane. The transcript is spliced from 6 exons. The record is from RefSeq and is a predicted model, not a curated record. Gene Ontology annotation, biological process: signal transduction. The coding region runs from base 395 to 970 and encodes 191 amino acids.
CUGACUGACAUCCGCUUGUCCGCGACAGAGUAAACGCACGACCCCCGCUUUCUUUCUCUUCGCCCCUUUCCUCGUAACGACAAGACACGAACUUGGCACGACUUAGUUCUUUUUCUUCAACGCAUCUCUUCCCAGACUCUUCUCUCCAUACGCUCUACACGCCCCUGCAAGACGCCUGCCUUCACAUUUGUAUACCCGCUCCAAAUCGCUCGCCUGUCCCAAAGCGUCCGCUCUCUAACUCAAAAAAAUCUGCAGGUUUUCGCCUGCUUUCGCCACUGAUCAACCCAAUUCACAAUUGUUGCUGCACCGUUAUCGCUACCCACUCUCGCUCCUGCUCAGUUUAACCCGCCGUUGCCCUCAAAAUUUUCUGGUUGUAUCCCGUAUAGAUUGAAGAAUGGAUAGCUGGCGCGUAGCAGUGCUCGGGGACGGAGGCGUCGGUAAGACCGCCCUUGCCGUUCAGUUCACCCUCAAUUGUUUUGUGGAGACUUACGAUCCUACAAUUGAAGAUGCAUAUAGGAAGCAACUCGUAGUGGAUAAUCGAAUGUGCUUCGUCGAAGUCAUUGAUACCGCUGGUCAAGAGGAAUACGCGACUCUACGGGAUCAAUGGGUUCGGGAAGGACAAGGUUUCAUUCUCGUAUAUUCGAUCGCCUCGCGCUCAACAUUCGAGCGACUGGAAGUCUUCCGGCAAUUGAUGCUUCGUGUGAAGCGUAACAAGCCGAUCUUCGUGCUCGUCGGAAACAAAUGCGAUAAGACAUAUGAGCGUGAGGUGUCUAGGGAGGAAGGUGCCGCGCUGGCGCGCUCGUUCGGAUGCGACUUCCUCGAGACAUCGGCAAAGACGUCGCAUAACGUUGAACGUCUGUUCACUAACCUCGUUCGCGCAUUACGAGCCACCCGACAGGCAGAGCAAGGGCCUCCUCUGCCAAUACGGCAAGGGGAACGGGAGAAAAAGAGGCGUUGUAUUAUUAUGUAAGGAAAAUUCGUUGUGUUUCCUCUUCUGACCAUAUAGACGCAUCCAAGACCAUCCCUCCAUUCACCGAAUCAUUUCCCCCCUUCCGCCCUCUUUCCCCCGACUUUCCCCCCGUGUUCUUGAUGCCGAAGACUUGCUUCUUACAGUUUUACUUCAAUAUCUCUCAUCUGUACAUUGUUUCAUAUCUGUCUCACCCCCGUCGGCGUUGUUUUCACCCCUCCUACCUCCCCUCAAAGCAAAUGUCGCUGUGGUCUUCUUUGCCCUGCCUUUGUUUCCUGCGAUAUACAACAAAUUUGUCACGUCUCUGCCCGCUUUUUUUUUAGUCCUUGCAUGUCUUACUCUGACUUACAAAGAGUGGAAUUUUGGAGUUUUUCUUCUCAUUUCUUUACCUUCUAUCUGUCGUGUUCUUUCUUCCUUCCUUCCUCCUGACUUGGUCACAGUGAGCAAGCGUCCCCUUCCUCCUGCUCGCUCGCUAGCCGUCCGUUUGACGGGCGUACGCAUGAUGUUCUAUACGGACUUCCCUUUUUUCCCUUCCCUCCCCCCGUUUUCUCCUUUGCCUUUCCUGCGUUUUCUUUAUGUCCAAAUUGCAUUGUUUUCUCUUUUCUCCUUUAUCUCUUCCUUUUCUUUUCUUUUUCUAUUUUCAUGGUUUUAUCACGAGUGAUAU